Messenger RNA from Fraxinus pennsylvanica, 2403 nucleotides. The record is from the annotation of a GenBank genome assembly. Lineage: Eukaryota; Viridiplantae; Streptophyta; Magnoliopsida; Lamiales; Oleaceae.
AUGGAUUCAAGGGAGACUCCGACUGUUAAAUUUCAGCAGAAAGUUUACCCUAGUAUUGUCACAGCUCUAGUUAGAGCAGUUCAUGAAUGGUUGCUGAUUUUUAUGCUCUUUAUCGAUGCUGGUUUCUCAUAUUUGGUUACAAGGUUUGCUCGUUAUAGCCACUUGCAAAUUCCGUGUUUGCUCUGUUCAAGACUUGAUCAUGUUCUGGGCAAUGAGAGAGUAGGUUUUUAUUGGGAUCUGAUAUGCCACAAGCACAAGUUAAAGAUUUCAUCUUUAGUUCUUUGUCAUCUUCACAACAAUCUUGCUGAUGUUCAUGACACAUGUAAAAGUUGCUUUUUCUCGUUUGCCACAAUAAACAAGUCAAGUGCUGAAACGUACAGAUUAUUGGUCGGCAAAUUGGGGGCUGAGCCUCAUUCUGGGCUUGAUCAAGGUUGGAAACAUAAUCUCGGUUCGUCUGACACGAGAGAGUGUUCUUGUUGCAAUGAGAAAUGGAUGUCUACAAGUUAUGCUGAUAAUUUAAUUCAAACUAAACCAAUCGACACUGAGGAAGCUGAGCUUGAUGCUCCUUUAUCUGCAGCAUCUGCACCUAAUAGGGAUGAGUUGAAGGAGAUUAAAAAUGCACCAUCUAACUUCCACCAUCCGGGGAACAAAGCUGCUGAUCCUUUGUCACAUGUAGCAUAUUCAAAGAUCAAUGGUACUUCUGAUAAUGAAUCAGAAACUCCACUUUCUGAUGAUGAAAGUGCUCAUGCACUUAUUCGUGAAAUGGAGUCACCAGAACCUCUGGUUAUUGCUCAUGCUGAUCCUUUGUCACAUGUGGAAUAUGCAAAGAUCAAUGUUACUUCUGAUAUUGAAUCAGAAACUCCAUUUUCUGAUGAUGAAAGUUCUUGUGCACUUAUUCGGAAAAUGGAGUCAUGGGACAAAGAUGUAGCUGCUGAGUAUGUGCAACCAGAACCUCCAAUUAUUUCUCUUGCUGACCAUCAAGUUCUAGAGAAAUUGAUAUAUCCAGAUUCUUCAACCAAGCUUUCACUUUCAGAGUCAGAGAUGCAACUGGGCGCUAAUAUUUCGUGGUGCAAUACAAAAUCUGAGUCACCCAUUAAACAUCAUGGGUUGGAGGAACUUAACUGGCAACAAGAUAACCACAAAAAUGAUAAUGUGCUACCAUCUGAACUCACAACUUUUGACGAGGUACUUCAGCUGCCCAAGGUUUCUGGGACUCAAAAUUAUGAAUCAAAAGAGACUGAUGCCAAAGCCAUGGCUGAAUUAGAGAGAGAAGUUACCUUUGAGGGUGGAGAAACUUCUAGUUUGAAAGUGACACCACUUCAGCUUAAGAAAACUAAUUCUUUGGAUCUUAGUGAUGCUUAUAAGUUAGCUGUUGGCAAUAUGGGAAGACAGUUCUCCGGAAGACUCUUAGAACAACAGAGGUCUAUGAAGGAUUCUGAGAGAGCCAGUGAAGAUGUGAAGCACUUGCUGUCACAAAUAUCUUCUCGGGGAACUGAUCCGUCAUUAAACGAUAUGAGCCCUAGGGUGUCUGCAAACAGCGAUGAUUUUAGAACUUUUGAUGCUUCUAACCCUAUAGGGAUGCAGAUAUUACAAAGAAGGAUUUCGCUUGAGAGAAAUGAAUCUAAUAUAUCUCUUGAUGGAACCACUAUUAGUGAAAUCGAAGGUGAAACUGUGAUAGAUCGAUUGACACGUCAGGUUGAGCAUGAUAAAAAAGUAAUAGGUGCUUUAUAUAAAGAUUUGGAGGAAGAGAGAAAUGCUUCAGCAGUUGCUGCUAAUCAAGCAAUGGCAAUGAUUACUAGAUUACAGGAAGAAAAGGCAGCCCUCUAUAUGGAGACAUUGCAAUGCCUAAGAAUGGCGGAAGAGCAAGCUGAGUACGAGGGCGAAGCACUGCAGAAAGCAAAUGACCUGCUUGCAGAGAAGGAGAAGGAGAUUCAAAAUUUAGAGGUUGAACUUGAACUGCACAAGAACAAACUUGGAGAUGUGUCAUUGUCAGGUCACAUUUUGAUGCCAAAUCCUGAAUCUGGUUCCGGUGAAUUGGAGGAAGCACAAUUAGAUACAAACCAUAAAAAACUUAAUACCACUUCAUUUCACAGUUCAAAUGAUGAUAAGUUUGAUAUCAUCAAUACAGUUGUUGAAGCACUGAAGUUGUUUGGAAAUAAGGGCGGUAAAACCUUUGUGGAAGUUGAAGAUGAAAAACAAUAUAUCUUGCGAUGUUUAAAACAAUUAGAAGAAAAGAUUAAUUUAUUCUCGAAAAAUGAGGUCUACUCCGAGAUGACUGAUGGAGACAAUUCAGCAGAGGAAGAGAGUAAUGUAAGUGUUUCCAAAGAACUUGAAUACAGGCAGGCAUCUCAAGAAAAUAUUGGAAACUCCACCUUAAAGAUGCCUUCUUAUGGUAGAAGAUGA